Messenger RNA from Apis cerana (Asiatic honeybee), 3543 nucleotides. RefSeq names its product TAK1-associated binding protein 2 (gene Tab2). NCBI's taxonomy places the organism in Eukaryota, Metazoa, Arthropoda, Insecta, Hymenoptera, Apidae. Gene Ontology annotation, molecular function: ubiquitin binding. The record is from RefSeq and is a predicted model, not a curated record.
AUAUAGUUUUUCAAUCGAUUAAUGUCGUUUCAGUACGCAGUGCACAGCUGAUCAGUGGUCCCAACGGACGGUCGCCGCUUGUUCGUGUCUUAAAAUCUUCGAAAACGACUGAAAAGUUACUAUUAUCCGCGUGUCUGUACAGUGACAAUUGAAAUUUCACUUUUAAAUACGUGAAUAAAAUUGCGGCAUUUACAAAGUGUUUUUAUCAAGUGUUCGAAGUGAACGAUUACUGGUUUCUCGUUCGUUGGACAUUUCCAAUGGUUGCCGUCCGGGCGGAAACGAUUCGUUCGGCAGUGUGACAUUUGUCAGAGCAGAGAUAUUGGAACAAUUACGAACAAUCGGAAAACGGGAGUAAAGGAUAUAUAAAAAAGAAACAUGGAAAAAUUAUUCCAAAUGCGUGAAAAUACUCGUGGAAUUUGCUUUUCCCUGCAUUGCCAGGAGUAGACGAAAACAGCCACGCUGUGUCUCCUGGGAUGAUCGAAAAGAUCGAUUGAGAAUCCUAAAUUUUUCGAUGCAACGAUGCGGACAGACAAGCGCAUGCGUGCACGCGUGGGAGCGUGGCACGCGCAGUGCCGGCUAAUUAUGUGGCACUCCUACGUGCCACGCGGCACAGGUGUCCACCGUUUCUUUACUCGCUGCCAAUUCCGUAACGUAACGGGUGUCUCUCGGAGUUAUCGACUCGUGUUAAUCCUAUUGAGACGCGAGGCAAGUUUUUCCUUGAAGCAUCACUAUAGAAUUUUCUUAGAAUUUUAUUAUUUUUAUUUAAUCUCGUUUAAAAUCGACAACGAAUCGAGGCGGAUAUACACCAUACAAAUACAAAUUAGAAGUAUCGAUGAAGAAGAAUGAUCGGUAAUCGACAAUGCGACACUAGCGAAAGGGCAAGAUUUUCCUAUUGACACAUCUGGUAUGCAAACACGAAUUGCUAUAGACGAAUUCAUCCCGUUGAAAAAUGGGUCGAACAGUAAUGGAUUUUUAAAUAAUGAAUAAUGGCGCAUCGUGGAAAGCGCAAAUGCUCUCGUUCCCUUUUUCCCUUUUCCUGCGAGAGAGAGAGAGAGAGCGAUCGUGGGCGAGAAACGAUUGCAAGUAAAAAUUAAAGAAAGAAAACGGUGGAAGCGUUGGAGAAACGAAGGAUCGCAUCCGAUCAAAGAAAAUCUCCGAACUUAACGAGUCCCACGUACACGGAUCGAAGUUUGGUGUGGCCUUCGCUAUAAUUAAGAGGAUUCAACGCACGAUCAUGCGUAAUAUUUCAUCGCGUCUCCAACAAGUGAGGCGAUUUGCCCCGGCAGGUUCCACGGUCUUUACCUUUUCAUUUUCUCACGAUUUUGUCUCCAUUAAUCGCAUCCCCGUCCACUCAUCCGUGGUUUGAAUAAUUUGAAACACUUUCGCGCACUGACACGAAAUUGCAAGAAACGUCGUAUUUGGAGGCCAUCCAAAUCGUUUAUCCACUAAACUACAAAAUUUCGACGAUCUCGCCGGAUUCCACCUUCUCUCGGUCUCGUUUGUCUACAACGCGUACCGUGCUCGUUGGAAAAAUCAUCGAUCAACAAUUUACCGACACAUCGUUCUCAUUUUCAUUUUAUUUCGCGAAUUUGUCUCGAUCUGCCGCGCGAUCGACGCACCCCAGUGUGACGAUGGUAGGCCUUGCCAGGAGGAUGGGGGCCCACGAUGGGGGAGUGCCAUUGCUCUAACAUCGCUAUCAUGCAGCUGUUCCAUGAGCUGAAGCAGCAGUUCCCUGCGCUCCCUGAUCACGUCGUUUCCCAGUGCAUCGCCCAGAACAGCCACGAUCGGGAGACAUGCGCGAGAAGUCUUCGUGCCACCCAAGAGUCACGACAGUCUCCGGGUGCAUUCCCACCGGCUGUACUUUGCGGCAUCCUCCAGCAGCAGCAACAACAACGAGCGAACCACGUGGCUGCGCAGCAGCAACGUUGCUGCUCGAUGAAUCAAGCGCAGCGCGGUUGCGCCACGAGCAACCCCCCCACCACCACCGCCAACAACAGCACGCGGCCGCACAGGCCGGCAUCACUGGACAUCGGUAUGGCGCGACGUUGCCCUGUCGCCUGUACGCGAGCAGCUGCCGUAUCUGCCUCCUCGCCGAUCGCGGCUAACUCGUCCACCGCCCCUUCCUCGGCGCCUGCCGUCUGUACGACGCGCGGUUUCUUCGACGAUUGCACAGGAGCCAGCGACUCGAAUUGCCUUAACAAAGUCCAGAACGCGGGAAACGAGCCAGCCGGAUUCGAGCUGAACGUGAACGUUGCCUGUAGCCCUGCUGGCAAUCGCGACUUUCGAACGGUGCCUACGAUUGGUGGUGCCUGUAAACGAAGUGAUCUGCUCCUCGAUCCACGGACUUAUUAUGCCGAGCCAUUACUGAACGUGGUAAACACGGGGCCGCAGAUCGAUCACACGCGAAGCUACACCUCGGUUAGUCUGACGCUGAGGCCCCCAUCCUCGGAACCUCAACCACCGAUCGACAUCAGAUCACAGGGCUCGAGUCUCACUUACUCGAGCUCUUCUCUAGAUCCUCGGGGCUUUCAAAGUCGUCUUCAGAUCAGCAUCGGGGCGGGAGCCGUUGGCACUGUGGCGGCCGCGAGAAUCAGGCCUCCGAUGGGCCCCAACAGGCCCAACAGUUUGAUACCGCCGGCACAGACCGGUCCUCAAAGACCACCAGGUCUUCCAGCAGGCCCACCUAGUCAGUUGCCGAGGCCUACGACGACAAUGAGCGCCCCAACUACACCUUCCGUACCAUCGACAACGAACAUCGUCCCUUCCAUUAGCCUUCCAACGACUCCGUCAGGACCGACGACGACCUCGCCGCCCUCCAGUCCCAUUGGUGAACGCGUAUCGGCCAAUUCUGAUCAAAAUCGAUCGCCGUUGAAUCAAGUGGCGGAGCAUCAAAAGAAAUUGGUCGCAGAACAGUUAGAAAGAAAAGAAAGACUCGCCAGGGAAUUGAGAGCCGAGAAAGGACGACUCGAAGCGAUGAAGAAAGAAUUGCAAUCUCUCACGAGGCCUCUUGAUUCUUCUAUGCCUCCUCAAGAAUUAAAAAAAAAAUUACGAAGCGAGAUCUAUCAGUUACAAGUUGAAUGCGAUAGACUCGCGGAUGAAGUAGAUCAGUGGUCGGAUCCAAGAGUACCUUUGGGUGAAACGAAUGAAAAGUUUUAUCAGCAUAUUUAUACUGGUCAGCCUUUACCAUCGAGUUCUGUCAGUUCCAAUCCACCUCCUUUGCCAAGUCAACCACCCGCCUGGCAACCGGAACUAAGUGAUAACAAUACUGACAGAGAAGAACGAGAUGGACCUUCUUGGGUCUGUAGAAUGUGCACGUUUGAUAAUCAUCCGUUAAUGAAUAAAUGCGAGCAAUGCGAUAUGCCACGGUUGAUGGAUCACGGAAACACAGGCGAAACUCAAGAUAUCCAUAUACGAGUUACACAUCAUCAUAACUUUUCCCCAAGUCGGACAGUGCAUAGUUGGGUGGUAUAACGUAAAUUACAUUGGAAACAUAAAAACUGUAAAUACAAUCACUAUUUAAAUUAAAUAAAAAGUUGCAGCCAA